GCAAAAGAUGAUGGACCUGCAAGCGGGCUUGGACCAGGCGAUGAAGAAGCAAGAAGUCCAGAUGCUGAGGGCUGCGGAAGCCUUUGCCGGGAAGCAGGGCCCCGUGCUUAUGGGCAUGGCGUACCGGGCCUGGCAUGACCUCUCGAUGGGCGAGAGAGCGCGAGAAGAAGCGGAGCGGGAGCGCCUGGUGGCGCUGGAGGAGAUGGAGCUGCAACGUGAGCAAGAAGAAAACAGACGCAACGAACGUAUCGCCAGAGCUCUCGAUGGCAUGGGCUGCAAGCGGACUCGGGUCAUUCUGAAUGAGUAUUUCUCCGCUUGGGCGCUGCUCUGGGAUACCGAGAAGCUCGAGAAGAUGCAGAAGCUGGCGCACAACUCGCAGAUGCAAGCGUACUCGGAGUACAUGCUGGGCAAGAACCUGGCGAGGAACGCUGCGACACUGUUAGCGAAUUCCUUCAAAGAGUGGCACAUGGAGACGAAGGCAGCGGCCCAUUCGCUCCACUUGGAUACCCAGGAGGAGAAUCUUCGGCAGACGAUGGAGUAUGCGCAACAGCUGGAGCAGGAGCGUGAUGACCUCCAGGAGCAGCUGCAGCUGUACUACCAGCAGAUUGAUUUGAUCACCGAGACGCUGCAAAAGGAGCUGCAGACCAAGGAAGAGUUGGCUUCGGAGCUGCGGGAUGCCUACGACAAGAUGCGGCAGCAGUCCAAGGUCCCACUGACCACGCCCAGUACAAUGGCGAGUCUGGACUCGAGAAGCCGCACCAGCAGCCUGGAGGGUCGACGCAAGGAGACCACGCAGACGCCAAAGGGCGCUCGCACGCUAGGCACCCCGCGCACUGCCACGGCGGCCACGGUGGGAGCUGCGAACACCGGCAACAGCGCCGGCUCGGGCAAGGACCGGCGGACCGAGGCGAGGACCGAGCCGCUCGCGGCGAUGCCUUCGCUGCCACCGGCGAGAAGAUCUCGCGGCCGGGAGGAUGACCUUGACUGGAACCAUGCAGUGCAGCGGAUGUCCGACGAAGGACUCGUACAUCUCGACUCCUAG
This is a messenger RNA of Symbiodinium sp. CCMP2456, 1042 nucleotides long. NCBI's taxonomy places the organism in Eukaryota, Dinophyceae, Suessiales, Symbiodiniaceae. The record is from the annotation of a GenBank genome assembly.